Sceloporus undulatus (fence lizard) is the source of this 10774-nucleotide messenger RNA. It is a transcript of the gene CRYBG3, whose product is annotated as crystallin beta-gamma domain containing 3. Lineage: Eukaryota; Metazoa; Chordata; Lepidosauria; Squamata; Phrynosomatidae. Gene Ontology annotation, molecular function: structural constituent of eye lens. The transcript is spliced from 22 exons. The record is from RefSeq and is a predicted model, not a curated record. Gene Ontology annotation, biological process: lens development in camera-type eye; visual perception. Bases 111 to 7499 code for a protein of 2462 amino acids.
AGCAGCAGCAGCAGCAGGGACUAGAAACUUAUGAGGCAGGGAGGAGGGCGCUUCUUGCGGCUCCCGAGGAAGCAGAAGAAGGAGGGAGGCUGCUAGAGCCAGAGCCAGGGAUGUCUGGCGGGAGCCACCGCAGGAAGACCGGCUCCUUCUGGCCGGGAGGCUUCUCUCGACUCUUCAGCCGGAGCCCUUCCAAAGAGGCGGAGGAAAGCGGCGAAGGAGCCCCGGAGGAGAAUUUUGAAGCUAAGGCAAAUGAAUCUACAAAUGAGUUAUACCAGGGAAAAGAAAGCAACCCUCUUCCAGAGCUGUUAAAGUUUUCAAUCUGUGAAAAUAAGAAUCUAUCUACAGAAGAGCUGAGCAGGUCCACCACUCAAGAGGAAUUAAAGAAAGCUAAUAGCCUUCCAAGUUUGGCUCAUGAAUCCAAAACUACCAAUAAUGAGAGACAGAUCAAAGAAGGAUUUUUCCAAUACCUUGGAAGUUUAUUUGGUAUUUCAUCAAAAUCAUCUCUCAAACAAACUGAGCAACCUGCUGUUGGAAACAGAUAUGACAAAACUGCAAACGACUUUGCAAGUCUGUCGAGCCAUCAAACAAGUGGACACACUGAAUGUCUCAAACCAGAAAUAUUUGUCAUUUCAUCUUCUGAAAGUGAAAAAGAACAUUCAAACAAAAGUGAAGAAAUUAACUUGGCUAAAAGAACCAGUUGUGGAUCACAGGAUUUACACAAAAGACAAGAGGAAUUUCCAGAGGCACCUGAGAAAACAGCAUGUGAACUGGGUGCACCUGCAGUUACAUAUGCAACUUACCGAGGCUCUUCAAGAAUUAAACAGUUGCUUAAAAAGCAAGCAGACCUGGAGCAAGAAGAAGCAGCCCUAAGCAAUUUUAAUAUUUCUACUCUUGAAAGCAAAGAAAAUCAGACCGUAAACAUUCCAGAUUCAGAUAUGACCACAACAAAAACAGAAUCCUUAUUAAUAAAGAAUUCAAACACUGGGACUAAAUAUGAUGAAAAGGAUUCACAGUCAAGCAUAGCUAAAGUGGGUAUGGACCUGGAAAAUCAUGCUCAGGAAGUCUUAAAUAGUAGUAAAUAUGAAGAAUUAAAGAAGAAAAGUACAUUGUUGACUGAAAUGGAAACCGUCAAAAAUUGCAUUGAAGAGCUAGUUUCUAUGAAAAAUGUAUCUCUUUCAAACACACCAGAAGUUAGUGGGAACAGUUUGUUGGAGCCAAUAUUGUUGCCAAAGGAAGUCAAUUACAGUUGCCAGAAUAUAGAUCCUGUUAGAAUGAGUCUAGAAAAUAACAAAUUGGUUGAAAAGAGAGAGGAGGUGUUAGGAGAAAUGCAAAUGCAGCUCCAGGCAAACAAUGCUAACGUUGUUGGCUUUCAAAAAGGAAUGCAUUUUUAUGCUUUUUCCAACACAGAAACAAAAGAGACAGUACAGUUUGAAUUUUCAUCUCAUCCCAAAGUAGACUCAUCUGAUAAUGAACAACAAUUGUUAGAAAAUAAAUAUUCCUGUUAUAGUAGCAAGAUGGUUAAUAAAAAUGAAGAUUUAUACAAGAAUAUGCUAACUGAACAGAAUGAACAAAGCCUUCAAACCAUUUUACCAAAUGACUUAGAUUCUGUAUCCUGCAAAAUUAAGAGUAAUAAAACCAUUAAAUUAUCAGGAAGAACUGAUGCAUCUACUUCAGUCCAGCCGUCAGACACAGUUCAGGGUACAGAUUCUCUCAGGAAGAAGAGUUCAGAGAAUGAUGAAACAACUAUGUCAGUGGUACUUAGAGAUAUACAAAACAAUCCUAACUUCUCCAUAAUAUCUGAGAUUGGAAUGAAUGAUUCUACCACAGAUAAUUUGCUUUUGCACGUUGUGGAAUCUGAAAAUGUUGGACCAACAAAGGCUUUGACUGAUGAUACAAUGACAGACAAUACCAACACUUCUCUCUUAACUAUUGAAUAUGAAAAUGUGAAGUCCAAAGUGAAAGAUAGUGCACUUGAAACAGGUGAAACCAGCACUGACAGAGCUGUGCUGAUGGUGGAUGCUUGUCCCCAGAAACCUGAAAAUAAAGGAAGCUACCAUCAUCUUGUCAAGAAGGAUGAGGAGGAAACCCUCACCAACACAUCAGCUAGUUUAGAUGUUUCCUUUCCUCUCAUUGAACUGGAAGAAACAAGGUUUAUAAAUAACACAGAAUCUUGUGCCAUGAUGAACCAUAUUCCUUCCCCAUUUAAAAAUACAGAAGUCGUUGAAAUUAAGAGUCCAGUCACAGCUGCAGAACAAAAUGUUUCAUUAGUGAAUGAAAUGAGGGAUCAUGCUGAAGCUAAGGUAACUCCUCUUCUUGAAACUAAAGAGGUCAUCACAAUGUCUCCUAAUGAAGUGUGCUCUCUUAAGGAUUCUACUGUUGUCAAACCAGAAAAGUAUUCUUCAUCUGUUUUUCCUUCUCAUUCAUUACCUACUUUGGUCAGUAGCUCUUUCAUAUUUGAAGCAGAUAACAUUAUUUUAGACACUGUGUCUAAACCUGUGAAUAAUUUUGAAGACCAAAGUGAGUUGAAGACUUCAUGUUCUUUGUCUAAUAAACAGGAAGGUAUCAGUGAGUGUAUGAAAACUCCAGCUAUUACUGAUUUUUCAGUGACUGAGCAUGGCAACAUAGGUUUGAACCCUAUACAUGGAAAUGUACACAUUAUUUCCAAGUCAAAAAUCUCUGGAUCUUCGAGCACUUUACUUGCUACUGAUGUUCAGUCUGAAGAUACAAAUAAUAUUUCAGAGUUUUUUCUGGAAACUGCUGGCACCAUUAAAACUAAGAUUCCCUUAGGUUCUUCUGAAGAAGGUGUUAAGAAUAAAAUUGCCCCAUGUUUUGAAAAAAGAAAGGAUAUAACAGGAUCUUGUUCAAUGGACUUGGUCUUGGUAAAAGAAGACCCUCUUGUUAUUACCUUGGAAAAUAUCUGUAACUGUAAGUCUGCUACAAUUGCUACAUGCCCUAAAGACAUCUCAAAACCUUCCUCUCCUUCCUGUGAAACAGUAGAUGCUGUUUCAUUGGAUGAAAUAAAUCCUCUGCCUAUUAAUUCUGAAGAUGUCAUGAGCAGUAUUUCACUUAAACAUAAAUCAGACUGUCUAGCCUCUGAAUCUGCAUCUAAAGCCACCUGCCCACCCCCAUUAUUAGACUCUAUUCCCUGUGAUAUGGAAGCUACUGAACCUGUGAAGAUGACAUUAGGCUUGUCUUUCACUACAGAGCAGUAUAAGAAGGUUCAAAAAAUACCUUCAGAACAAUUAAACCUUCACAAUCUUGCUGAUGCUGUUUCAGAACACCCUUCUGAAAGGGAUGAUCAAGCAAUUGCUGCUUUGUUUACAAAAUCAAGCAGCCAGGUUUUUGAGGAACCAUUAAAAAAUGUUGAAACAGGAAAGCAAGUACAAAUUAAAUCCCAAGACUUAACUGUUUUGUUGAAAAAGGCUGAUGAAAUAGUUGAUGCAGUUCUGCAUUUAGCCAUAGAAGAAAUAAGAUCAAACCAAACAGAUGGUGUCUGCCAGACUAAUGAUAUUAAGGGCAAUUUAUUAGGGGGCAGGCUUCAAAAAGAUCAAAACAUUAGAAAAAAGAUGCCAGAAUCAAAAGAAAUGCAGUCAAGAAAUUCAUUAUUAAAAUCCUUUAAUGAGAGUUGCAUCAGAAAGCUUUCUGGAUUUAAAGAGGAAGGCACACGGAGCAUUGAUAUUCAAGAUGAAACAAUACCAUUUGAUACUACUGAUAAAACUGACCUACAUAGUUCAAUAGCACUAAUAGCAAAAGAAAUAAUUGAUGAUGCUAUUAAUGCAGCCAAACAAAAACUGACAUAUAACCUGCAUGAGGACCAUCUGAGAAAAACUGUUUCUCAAAAUGCAGGUGAAGUAACAAAUUUCUUAGCACCUUUAUAUAUUAAGGUGGGAGAUGGCAACAAAGAGUUGACAGCUGAAGAAAUUAUAACAAAAAAAGUGGUUCCAUGUCAAAAAAAUGGAGAUGAAUGGUUUGACUCCACUGCUGCAGUAAAAUCUAGUGAUAUAAAAUCAGGCCAGAGCAACAAUAAUCAAAGUGUUUCUUGCACUCCACAAAUGAUAAAAGCUGGUGACAAUACCAGUAAUCAGACAGCUGACAGUAAAUCUGAAAAGUCUUUACAUGAAGUAAAAGGAGAAACUCUUAAGACUAAAGAGCAAAUAGCAUUAUGUCCAUCUGAGCCAGUGAAUCUGCUACCCUUUAAUUCAAAUGUUGAUACAUAUUCUUGCACUUCACUUGGAAGUAAUGUAGAAAAAGAUCUACCUAAAUUUAUUUUUAAAGAUGACAUUGCUGUACAUGUAAGAGAACCGCAUGAAAACUUUUAUGAAAUAAGCAGUAAAAGGGACCAUGGGGAAAUAAACAAAUCUUGCACGAUGCCACAGGACAAAAACAAGUUUGGUAUCUUGUCCAAUAUGAAUGAAUUGUCUUUAAUGAAUAGCUCAGUAAAGAUUGGCCUAAACCCAGAAUUUCUCCACAAGGAAGAAGCAGUAGUUGGGCCAGAUUUGCAUGUGGCAAACAUGUUCAAAGAGUGUUAUGUAGAUGUUGAUGAUGACAGAGAUGGAGAUAAAUCCCCAAAGUUGUUCUCUUUUUCUGCCGCAGAAGAGUGGGAAGGUAAUUCUUCCUUCACCGUAUUGUAUGAGGAUGCUCUGCACCCAGAUGGAGAUGAAAGUUACUCCUUUUCUACAGAACAACCAGAGCAGCCCAUAUCUGUUCCUAACUUCCCCUUGGACAGUAGUCAGCAUCUUGUGAUGUGUGGAACAAGUAAAGGCAAAUGUGAGCGUUUCCACCCUUAUGAGGAAAGUGGCCAAUCAAAUAGGAUGCCAGAGAGCACCUGUUCAGAAUCAUUCAUAACAGUUGAAGCAAAGCGAUACAGAGUGUACCCUUUCUCUUUGUCUCCAAUAUAUGAAGAUGACAGUUCCCAAGAGGAUUUGCUGUCCACUGACAUCUCACCAGGAGUUAGUCUGAAUGAAAAAUCAAGGAACAACCAGUCCUUAUCUGUCUUAUCACUUCUGCAGUCAGUGUCUGAACGAUUAAAAUCUAAUAAUCAGUGCAAUGAAAAAGAGGAAGAGGAGUUUUGUGGAGAAAACAGCCAAGAGGAUGAGGAAGAAGACUAUAUUUCUAGUCACUUGACAGACAAGUUAAGCAAUGUAAUCCCUGAAGACAUUAAUGAGAAAGGUUUCCUUUCUAAGCAUUCACAUUCUCUUUCUAAGGAAGCAUGUAGCACAAAAGAAGCCUUAUCUUUCAGUCCAUCAUGUUCCACUCAGCUUUUACAAAACUUUGGACAUGGCAUGAAAUCGUCUUCCAAGAGCAUAUACUAUGAAUCUUUGCAAAGUAAAAGAAGUUAUGUGGAUGAGAAAGGAACCCAGUUUGGAAAUAUUUUGUUGCUCAAAGAUCAGCAGCCUGAAAAUAGUAGCUUACAAAAACUGGCAUGUUUUCGAGUGUGUCCUGUUGACAGGGAAAGACUCAAAUGCAAUCCAAGACCAGGAAAAAUGAUUAUUUGUGAUGUUCAUGGCAAGAUAAAUAAAUAUGAAAUUUACCAUGACGUAGUUGAUGCUACAGCCUGGGUGUUGCCAAAAGAAGUAUUGAUCAGAGUCAUUAGAGGAUGCUGGAUUUUGUAUGAAAAACAAGGAUUCCAAGGUCAGAAAUAUUUUCUGGAAGAAGGAGAAAAGAUGUUACAUGAUAUAUUGAAUCAGCACACUGAGAAGCAGAAAGAAAGCUUUACAAUCGGUUCCAUCAGACAAAUAUUGAAGAAUUGCAGCGUGCCUGAGAUUCAACUUUACCCAGAAGGCUCAGUGGACUAUUUUCCUGUCUCCAUUCAUGGUGCAGUUGCUGAUAUAAAAGAACUGGAAGUCAAAAAUCCUGCUUUUUCUAUAAAAGCAGGAGUAUGGUUUGCCUAUUCAGAUGUUAAUUACAAAGGAGAAGUGGUGGUUUGGGAAGAAAAUAACUGUCCUUGUGAAAUUUCAGCAGCUGACAUACAGUCUCUUUAUCCUUUGAAAAUGGGUGGCCUAAAGGUGCAAAUGCCUAUGAAUGUUAAGAUAAUACUAUAUGAGAAACCACAUUUUGGAGGCUGGUAUAAAGAGCUUUCUGAAAAUAUUGAUUGUAUUCCAAUACUCUUUGAAAAUGCUAAUUUCCAUGGAAUUGGAUCAAUAUGUGUCAUUGGUGGAAUAUGGGUUGCUUAUGAAAAGGAACGAUACAAAGGCCAGCAAUACCUUUUGGAGGAAGGAGAAUAUGAAGACUGGAAGGCAUGGGGUGGAAUGAAUAGCACACUGCUGUCUCUCCGAUUUUUGCAAGCUAAUUUUAUGGAAUCUGAAGUAACACUUUUUGAAACUGAUGAGGAAAAUGGGAAAUUGCUGAAUAUUGUCAAUGAAGAAAUUCCUGAUUUGGAAGUGGCUGGGUAUGGCCUAGUGACAAGAUCAAUUAAUGUGACGAGUGGAGCGUGGGUUGCAUAUCAACAGAAGUAUUUCUGCGGAGAGCAGUAUAUAUUGGAGAAAGGAAAAUAUAAAUGUUUUUUUGAUUGGGGAGGAUCUAGUGAAACCAUCAUGUCAAUCCGUCCCAUUAAAUUGGAGCCACUAGGAAAUCAUGAACCCACACACUGGCUUAAAGCUUUCAGUAACACACAUUUCCAGGGAUCAUGUAUGGAUUUUACAACAGAAGUUGCUGACUUUGCCUCAUUCUCACCUUGUUCUUUUAAGGUUCUGCGAGGAUGUUGGUUGCUGCAUUACCAGGAGAAUUCUGAUGAUGAUCAGUGUGUGCUAGAAGAAGAUCUCUACUCUGACCUUGCUUCCUGUGGCUGUCCAGCAGCUGCAGUCAAGUCCCUUAAGCCUGUUGAAUAUGUGUUUGCCGAGCCUUUCAUAAGCCUUUUUGCUUUGGAGAAUUGUGAAGGAAGAGAACUGCAUUUGCAAGAAGCUGUCAGUUCAGUUUUAAAUAAGGAUCUUCAUUUCCUUGCCCAAUCAUUGUGGGUGAGAAGUGGGCUAUGGAUCGCCUAUGAAGGUUGUAAUUUCUUAGGGAAACAAUUUCUCCUCAAACCUAGCAAGAUUUCAAACUGGACUCAGUUUAGUGGCUGGAAAGUAAUUGGUUCUCUUCGUCCUGUAAAGCAGCCAGCAGUGUACUUCAGAAUAAAAAACAGGUCCCAAGACAAAUACCUGACAGCUGCUGGGAAUCUAAUGGAUGCAAGAGCCUCAUCAGUAUGUCUUUCCCCAUUAAAUGGGAAGAAUACUCAGAUCUGGUGCUACAGCUGUGGCCUUAUCAAAUCAAAGGUUAACAAUGCUUGCCUUGAUGUCAUCGGAGGCAGAGACAUACCAGGAGCCAAAGUAGCUUUGUGGGUAGAACAUGGAAAAGCAAGACAGAAAUGGACAUAUAAUAAGGAUGGGACUAUCAGUUCGUACCUCAGUGAUCAGCUGGUUCUUGAUAUCAAAGGAGGAUAUUAUUAUGACAGGAACCAUGUUGUUGUAAACCAAGUAAACAUCAGUGAAAAUUCACAGAAAUGGGACUUUGAAAUAUUGUGAAUCAGCCUCACCACUAUAAAGACAUAAUAAAUUAUGGCCCAUUGUUGGCUGAAAAUACUUCUGGAAAAAAAACUACUGAAGUCACACAGCACUGGUGCAUGCUGUACAGUCUACCUGAAUUUUUCAGAUGGAAAAUCAAAAAAUGUCAAAUGUUUCAAGUAUAUAAAUAGGCUAUGCAAAGCUAAUCGUAUAUGAUCUAAUUUAGGAUAUCUGUUCAAAAGUACAAACAGAGCAGUGUCCUAUACGGCAGUCAUGAUUCAGCAAUAACUAAUACCAGAGCCAAGAGAACUGAUUUUAUAUUCUGUAAAAAUGUAUAUUUCUUUAACUCUUACCUUUACCUCAUCAUGCAAGAACUAAUGAGAAUUUUGACCUAAAAUGCAUCUUCUACAGGUUUUAUGCUGCCAGUGGAAGCUUGUUUGUUAUUGCACUAUGUUAUCAGUGUAUCUCACGUUAAAAGAAAAUUACGAUUGGAAUCCUGUUGCUGCAUUAUGUGAGUGUAGGUGGUAACACAACAGCAACAGGAGAAAGGCUCCAGGUGCAUGGCUGAGAGGGAAAGCCGAGGAAGUCACUGCCAUUGGGAAUGGAGGCUCCCAGGUUCAAGCAGCUUAUUUCUGCAGUAUCCAAAAUCAAGGUGUUCUGGGAAGGGUGCUUGAAAAAUUGCCAGUCUGGUGAUUUUGCAAACCAAUCUUUCCUGAACACCUUCGCUUCUCAGGACUCAGCUGGAAAUCAGGCAUUUGUAAAAAUAGGCUGCCCAGAGCCAACAGCUUUUUCCUUUGAACUGCAACUUCUGCCUUUCCUCACCAUGCUAAAAGCGCAGUUGCUAGUGCAACAGAUUGUUAUGCUAGUGCAGUGCACCAACAGGAUCCCAGCUCAUGAGUAUUUGACCUCAGGUUUCAUAACUGCAUCACAGUCACUAUACUUUUUGGUCUAUAUCAAAAACUCAAAAUGUGCUCAACAAAGAGCAUAUUCCACACAGCUCUGAGUCAGUAAAACAAUUCUAGACAAAUUCUGUAUAGAAAUUAUACAGAAUAGGCUGGAUUCCUUAGGUCAACUUGGAAGGAACAAAAUUUUCUGAACACUUGAGCACAUUAGGUUAUACCUGCUCAGGAGCUCCAUAUAUCCAAUUUCAAAUGUUACAACUGUUCUGAUGUUGUAAAUAUGGGCCUCUACAACUUGUGGUGGGCAAUUCACACCACCAAUUACUUUGCUUAAAUUAGUCCCAGUUUGAGUCCCUGUGCCCCCUGGCGGGGUCACACUUUGCCCACCCCAGUUUACACAGUUAUCAGUAAUCCAGGUAUGGAUCACUGUGUAACAGUGGAAGAGGAAAAGGUCUACUCUGUAUGGUCAUAAUUCAUCCAACCUUAAGCACUAUUCCCAUUGAUUUUAUUGAGGAAAAUAUGCUUAGACCUCUUAAGAUACAAUCCUACACCCACUUACCUUGGGAAUAAACGUCAUUAAGCUCAAUGAGACCUGAGAAACUGAUUAACUUUAAUUGGAUGCUAAGUAAGUUAUUACGUCAAAGUAUUAAAACUAGCCAAAAAAUCAUUAUAUCCUCCAAAAACAAAAUACUAAGAUACAUACAGCUCUUUUAGAAGUAUCCAUACAGUUUCUAGACAUGGAAAUUUUUUAAAAUUGUAAUCUUGAAAUGUGAGCUUUCAAGAGUAUGAAAAAGCUAUUUGUAUCUCCUGGCAUAAAGACAUGAGAGACCUCUAGGUGACUUGUUAUGCAGAAUUGUGUCUCUACCUCUUCCCAGUCCAACCAACUUUUCAACCUUAAGUUCAUUGCACCCAUAAGCAUGUUUUAAAACAAAUCACAAGUAAUUUGUGGUACAAAACACUAGUUUCCAGUGUUAAAAGACCUUCAGUCCAGCCCAACAUCUCACAUGAAAAUUCAGAUAUGUAAGAGCAGAAUCUUUUUUAAAAGUUCAAAAUUCUACUGAAGACUGUAUUUAAUCAUUCUUAAAGGGAUUCAUGAUACAUAAUGGAAAGGAAAACUGCAUACUCAGGAGCUUUUUACACAGGUGGCGCUUCAGCCAAGUGGACGUAAAAACUUGGAAAUAGGGUCAUGUAAAAGCCCCAAGCUGGCUCAACACACUUGUGUUCAGUAUUACAAAAUUUUUUAGUAUAUCUGAAAUGUAUUUUGAGAAUCAAUUUGAUUAGCUAAAAUCGAAAGAUGAAACUUGAUUUUCUUUUCCUUUAAAAACAGCUGCACACAUUUUCAUCAUGAAAAUAUUGAAACGAAAAAACCUCUAUUUUUUAUACAGAUAUGGCUUUAUUAAUAUAUUUUUAUUUUUUAAGGCUGAACGAUUUAUUUCAAGGUUUUAACAGAUAUUCUGAAUUUAAUGAAUCUAUAUAUUUUAAUACACAAACAAGUAUUAUUCAGACAAAUUUUCAUGUCACUUAGAUACAGGAUCUAUUCUUACAGCCAUGACACCAUCGUUGGUGUACAAACUGACAGUUGAAUUUUGGUUUUCCCAAUUUCUUACUAAUGGAAUUAUGCAAUUUGCAUAACCAUUGGGUAAAAUGGUAUCUUCAUAAAACGUCAGGUGGAUUCUGCUUUAACCUUCUAAGAUUAUUGGCACAUUCGUUGCAUGGCUAGAAAAUAGAAUACAAACACAGGAAUUGUUUCAUCACACGUUGCUGCUUUUUACCAGGUCUGUCUGGAUAAUGUGUAGCCAUGAUAUGAAAAAGAAAACCAUGAGUAGCACCCAAACUGUUCUCGAUUUAAAGGUCAACCAGCAUUAUACUUUGGAUGCAGCUUUGGUGUGGCAUUCUUUUUUUCCCCUGCUGCUGCUUCUUGGAGGCAGUUUUUCAUUGCCUGAACCUUUUUCCAGGUGAAGACUAUGCUUUAUUAAUAUAUUUAUGAAAAUCUAACUAAGGGCUUUAUCCACCACUCAGUUACAUUAUACCAGCAACCACAGAAUAGCAAACAAGCUAUCCAUGGAUUUUGGAGAUACAGGGGCACACAAGACAACUGUCUGGUUAAAACAGCUGCUGAUUUAGACAGAAGAAUGUAGACUUGUGGUUCUUGGCUGUUGCAAUAACACCCAUCAAUAAAAGCAGCUGUGUAGUGUCCUGUUCCUGAAAUAAACCUAGAUGUUCAGAGAUGUAGUAGAUUGCACCCUAAUAGCACUUUAAAUUGUAAAAUAAACCACGUAUUUACUUUUUUGCAUUUAUACUAUGUAACUAGGAUCCUAAAUGUAUUUUCAUCAGAAGCACUUAUUUAAUAAACAUUUUCUGUAUAUUACCAUAACAGACUCUUGAAUACAUUUAAUA